Baudoinia panamericana UAMH 10762 is the source of this 2683-nucleotide messenger RNA. RefSeq lists its product as uncharacterized. Gene Ontology annotation, molecular function: ATP binding; protein kinase activity. Gene Ontology annotation, biological process: tRNA export from nucleus; protein phosphorylation. Lineage: Eukaryota; Fungi; Ascomycota; Dothideomycetes; Mycosphaerellales; Teratosphaeriaceae. The record is from RefSeq and is a predicted model, not a curated record. The transcript has 4 exons. Gene Ontology annotation, cellular component: cytoplasm. Bases 57 to 2399 code for a protein of 780 amino acids.
CAUGUGUUCACGUUCCUGGGGAUGUUGUCGUCGGAUGUUGAUUGAACCCUAGUGACAUGGACUUCCUCAAAUCGGCAGUCGCGUCGAUCUCAAAAGGCCCAGCAUUCGGGUACACCUUUGGCGAUAGAGUUGACCAGGAUCAGUCGGUAUGGACGUUGCAUAACGGCACAAAGAGGGAGGAUGGCUCGAAAUGCAGCAUCUUCUCCUUCGACAUCAAUGCGAACCGUGGGCGGUUACCACUGGCGAAGAAUGCGCUAAGAAAGUUCCGCACUCUAAGACAUCCUGGGAUCGUCAAAGUACUAGAUACGGUGGAGACAGACCAGCUAAUUUACAUCGCAACUGAACGAGUGACGCCGUUGCCGUGGUCCACGAAACGGAAAGCGCUAUCAGAAGAGAGCUUAAAGUGGGGUCUACAUAACGUUGCGAAGACGCUGAAAUUCAUCAAUGAUGAAGCGUCGUCUGUGCACGGCAACCUUCGCGCCUCAUCAAUCUACACAAGCGAGAGCGGAGAGUGGAAGCUUGGUGGACUCGAUGUCCUGAGCUCGCUGAAGGAAGAUGAUGCGAUCAUCUCCAGUCAUGGCAGCCUCGUGCCAGAUAUUGGGCGGUACUCGCCGCCCGAAAUCGCCAAGGCUGGAUGGGAGAGUGUAAGAAAGAACCCAACGCACGCCGUGGAUGCCUAUCAAUACGGCAUCCUUGUGUACGAAGUCUUCAAUGGCAGCUUUGCAGGCUCUGACCAGCUCGCCACGACGAAGAAUAUCCCUAUGGAGAUGCAUGCGAGCUAUAAGCGUCUCACCCAUGCUAUCCCAAAGAUGCGGUUGAGUAUCGCCCACUUCUUCGAGCAAGGCAGUAGGACGGGCGGCUUCUUCGACACGCCAUUGAUUCAGCUCUCCAACGGCGUUGAUAAUCUUGGUUUAAAGACCGACGCAGAAAAGGAUGUCUUCCUUGGCGAACUCGAAAAGGUUGCAGAGACAGAUGACUUCCCAGAAGACUUCUUUAAAGUCAAAGUGCUUCCGGAACUGCUCAAAGCGGUUGAGUUCGGUGGCGGCGGUCCGAAGUCGUUCUCGCUAGUCCUACGCUUCGCGACGAAGCUUUCAGAGGACGAAUACGAUGCUCAAAUCACGCCAGUGGUGGUCCGGUUGUUCGGCAACCCUGACCGCGCGCUUAGAGUCUGCUUACUGGACAAUUUGCCACUAAUGAUCGAUCAUCUCAAUCAGAGGGUCAUUAACGAUAAAAUCUUCCCGCAGAUGGUGACAGGCUUUGGCGACGCUGCACCUUUAGUGCGCGAGCAGACCGUUAAGGCCGUGCUGGUGGUCGUGCCGAAACUCUCCGAUCGCAUUAUCAAUGGCGAGCUGUUACGGCAUCUUGCAAAGACAGCUAAUGAUGAGCAGCCCGGCAUCCGCACGAACACAACCAUCUGCCUUGGAAAGAUAGCGCGCAACCUCGGUGUCGGUUCGAGAGCCAAAGUCUUGACUGCUGCCUUCUCCCGUUCACUACGUGAUCCAUUCUUACAUGCCAGGAAUGCUGCGCUCAUGGCCCUGGCAGCCACUGCGGAUGUUUUCAGCGAAGAUGAUUGUGCAACCAAAAUGCUGCCUGCGAUCUGCCCGAGCUUGGUUGACAAAGAGAAAGUCAUCCGUGACCAGGCCAACAAAACGCUCAACAUCUACCUUGAGCGUGUGCGUAGGUACGGUCAAACUCUGCCGGAGACUAUAUUGCCGCCCCAUUCAGCAGAUAACAGUGCGUCAAACACGCGUAUCAGCACGCCUCAACCAGGACCCGGCGGCCAGUGGAUGGGCUGGGCGAUCUCUUCCUUCACCAACAAGCUAAGCACGGCGAGCGGAGAAAUUGAACCGAACAGUAAUGGUGUCAGACCCACACCACUCGGACGAUCCUCGUCGUCGCCUUCCAUGAAUGGCUCGUCAACAAGGGCAUCUCCAGCGCGGCCGGGUGUACCUUCAGCGCCAAUCGUAGCGCGGGCAAGCUCGAGCUUGCGCACUUCCACAUCAACAGAAUUGGAGCCCGAAGCCGAAAACUUUGGUGCAGACUGGGGCGACAUAGAUGAGCAGGAAGAAAUUGUGGACUCAUGGGCCGAACCCAUUGCACAACCACCUCGCUCUUCAACAAAUAGUCACACCUCCAAGCCAAGCAUAGCAUCUAGUGCAACGUACGACGACGGGGGUGAGCCUGACUUCGAAGGGUGGCUGAAUGCGCAAGCAACGGCGAAACAGCAAAGCAAAAGGCCUUUGCCAAAAGGUCUUGCGACGAAGAAGCCGCUCGCGGCAGUAAAGCAAACGUCAGCGGCGCUGAAACCGGCGACAGCAACGUCCAUCAAACCUGAUGCAAGCAAGCCGGCAACUACAGCGAGGGCGGAGGAGGAGGACUGGGGUGAUGCUUGGGGUUGAUAACGGACUUUGCCGUUGCAUUUUGGUUCCGAAUGGCUUGCUGAAUGCAUGAGAUCACGUAGCCGCAAUGCAGGACAUAUUCGCGUCGCCGACUGUGCUUGACUGGGCGACUUGAAUGGUGGAAGCCAAAAACUGGCUAUGCGAUACUGUCUAAAAGCUUGGCCAAGCCUAUCGCAAUAUGUCACAGUCUAAGCGCAUGCAAUGCCGAAUUCCAGUUCCGUGUAGCUUUCCGUAGCGUUUCAGCAUUAACCUUAUAGCAUAAAUGCCGAUCUCAAUACAACCAG